AUGGGCCAAGAUGUGCUAGAAAGGGGAACAAGGCCAGUCCUUAUUGGGAACGUCUCUGGCUCCACGGGUGACCGCCUAGAUGCAUUAAAGUCGAUGUUGAAGGGGUCUACGACAGUCGACGCCAUAAUCGGAGAUUGGCUAUCAGAGGUCAACUUGGCAUCGCGAGCGCUCCAGCUCCGUGCAGGAAGCAAGGGCGGCUACGAACCAGGGUUUCUGUACUCACUACGAGCAGGUCUUGAUGAGUAUCUCCAUUACAAGAAUCAACAUCUUCGAAUAGCCGUCAAUGCCGGCGGGCUCAACCCGAAAGGUCUGGCCGAAGAGGUGCAGAAGCUGUUACGUGCUCGAGGAUCAAACAAAAAGGUCGCUUAUGUUGUUGGCGACAACCUACUGUCAAAGCUGGAAGAUCUUGAUGUCCAGCCUUUGACUAGAGCGACUGGUGAUUUCCAGAGUUGGCGACAUAAAUAUCCUGAAAUAAUUCUCGCCAAUGCGUACAUUGGAUGUUGGGGCAUAGUGCGCGCUCUUAAAGAAGGAGCCGAUAUCGUCAUUUGUGGGAGAUGUACUGAUGCAAGCACGGUUAUGGGUGUCGCAGCAUGGUGGCAUGGUUGGAGCCAGGAUGAAGUCGACAAGCUGGCUGGCUCCCUGCUAGCAGGCCAUUUAAUAGAAUGCGGUCCUUAUGUGACCGGAGGCAACUUUGGCGGAUUUCAAGCACUUGCUCCACAAUAUCACGACCUCUCGUACCCAAUCGCUGCGAUUGCAGGGAAUGGUACAAGUGUGAUUCAAAAGCAUGCGGAUCAAAACGGAGUUGUCACCACGGACACUGUCCGUGGACAAUUCUUGUAUGAGAUCCAGGGUCCCUUCUACUACAAUCCCGAUGUCAUCGCAGAUAUCACGAGAAUUGUUUUCGAACCAGUCGGCAAGGAUAUGGUGCAAGUUUCAGGGGUCAAAGGCCUUCUCGCACCUGAGACUCUUAAGCUAGCCAUUAUGGUGGUUGGGGGAUACCAAGCCGAGUUCUCUGUUUACGUGACGGGACUUGACACCAAAGAAAAGGCGGCAAGUUUCGAGUCCAUGUCGCGUAGAAUGGUAAAGGAAAAUGAGUUUCAGGUUCUAGAUUUCCAGCUGUACGGAAGUCCGAAGGAAAAUCCCCGAAACCAAAAUGAAUCAACACUACAGCUUCGCGUGUUUGCGCAGGCUAAGGAUCCAAGAACCCUUGCUCCAGGUCGUCUCCUCGGGCCUCUCAUGAGCAAUCAACUCUCAGGAUAUCCGGGUCUCACGGCCAACUUUGAUUUCCGCACGGCAGAGCCGAAAUUGUUCUGUACAUACUUCCCCGGCUUGGUGAAUCAAGAACAUGUCCAGCAAGUUGUGCAUUUCAUCUCAGCGGAACAAAGCAAUCAGGGAACUCCUGUCUCAAGACAUUCAGCAUAUACUUCCACCAACCAACUACCGCUGCAACCUAAUUACCAGCCUACCAAUCCUGUAGCAUUGUCUUCUUUUGGAUCGACGAUUAAAGUGCCACUUGGUCUAGCCGUCUACGCACGCAGCGGCGAUAAAGGGGCAAAUGUGAAUGUGGGAUUCUUCUUUCCUAGAGGACUCCACGAGCCAUCCAAGUAUGACUGGCUUCGAAGUUUUAUGACAGUCGAUAGGUUACGAGGACUACUGGCAGACGAGGCAACCCCUGACACAUACAUUGAGAGGUGUGAAUUCCUCAAUAUACGGGCUGUCCAUUUUGUGAUUCAUGGUAUCCUCGGCGCGGGUGUGAGCAGUUCUGUCAAGAUGGAUUCGCUAGGAAAGAAUGUAGCAGAAUAUCUGAGAGCCCGACAUGUCGAUAUGCCGCAGAAGUUUCUUGAGAAAGCAGCAAUACUGUAG
Exophiala bonariae is the source of this 1863-nucleotide messenger RNA. RefSeq lists its product as uncharacterized. The coding region runs from base 1 to 1863 and encodes 620 amino acids. The record is from RefSeq and is a predicted model, not a curated record. The transcript is spliced from 9 exons. NCBI's taxonomy places the organism in Eukaryota, Fungi, Ascomycota, Eurotiomycetes, Chaetothyriales, Herpotrichiellaceae.